Molecule: messenger RNA, 10288 nt
Organism: Liolophura sinensis
Lineage: Eukaryota; Metazoa; Mollusca; Polyplacophora; Chitonida; Chitonidae
Exons: 26
Coding region: 1-9807 (3268 amino acids)
Biological process (GO): double-strand break repair via homologous recombination; regulation of DNA-templated transcription
Cellular component (GO): nucleus
Source: RefSeq, a predicted model, not a curated record
AUGAAACGUGUGGAUGAAGAUGACAUCCAAACUAAAGAAGACAAUGGUUGUGUCCACCAGACUCCCUCACAGAGUCAUCUGAUCCUGUCAGAUGAAUGGGACAGUCCUAGAUUACCGUACACAUGGACUCCAACAUCUAGUGAAGCAUUAAGCCCGGCUGCUGUAGAUGUGGCAUCGCGAGGUAACAGCAAAUCCAGCAGCCCCUCAGCCCUGGCUGCCAGCCUGGGGGUUAAUCUUGAGGGAUCAGCUUUGUCCUGGACAAGUUCUCUGGAAACUCCACCUUGUCAGACACCUGUCAGGGAUAACCAUGCCCCAGGAGAGGAGUCAUUACUAAUGCUAGCUACAUCUGUAAGUUCACUUUCCAAUCCCAAGCGCCUACCCCGAGCAUUGUUCUCACCCAAUAAGACAGCUGAUUCUGACGUACUUGGGGUUGGAUUAUGUACCACUUUUGAUGAGGAAGAAGAUGAUAGAACCAUUUUAGAUGAAGGAGCUGUGUCCAAUUGUCUCCCCUUCUCAUCCAGCCCUUUUUUAGGUGCUGCUGUCGCCAGUCUAAGCCCCUGGGAAUCCCCCGUCCCUUGCAGCCCAGGGAAAACUUGUGUCAUAGAGAGCACUUUGUCAGAUUUCUUUGAUACACCUGUGAAUAACAUGCGAUCAAGACGCAGACAAGCUCCAGGAAAGAGAGCUAAGAGAAACUCUGUAGGAAUUCCAAGCCCCAUUACAGGACCAAAUACUCCAUGUGAAAGCCCUCUUCAUUCCAUCCUGUCUGAUAAGAAACCUAGAACACCUGCAAGUGUGAAGCGAGUAAGAUUUGUAGGUGAAUUUUGCAAUUCUUCAAGAUCGAAACUUGCCAAAAUUUCUGAAAAUAUCUGUGCUAGCAAUUCAGAAAGCAAGCUUGUUAACAGUAAAGAAAGUAAAGGACUGGUCACAUCUACAGAUAAUGAUAUUCAAAGUAUUUCUGACCACUGUGGUGUGAGUAAUGUGGAAGAGGAAGCCAAAGGAAAUGUAAAGUUAGCGGGUGAGGAGGAUAGAGCAACUUUGUGUGCUGUGGACCAGGCUGUAACGACCCCAGAAGAUCAUGAACAUCCUUCAAGGACUGUUUGUGUUGUUACUUCACUAGCGGUAGAGACGUUGAUUUCUGCAUCUAAAGAUCAGGUAGAAUUAGAGUCACUGAAGGAUUCAGCCACUUUGUCAACGAGACCUGACCACCUGACUGAAGAGCCAUCACAUCAUGGGAAAACUGGUCUGGCGGAAACAUGUGGUGUAAGUAACAAAACCUUCAUUGUGACAAGCAACCCAUGUUAUCCAGCUAAGAAACAUAUGACAGAUGAUGACAUGUUAUCUCAGAUAUCUGCUGAAACCUUGGCAGACAUGUGUGAACACAUUAUGGAUGAACCAGAAGAACAGACACAGUUUGACCCUGGCAAAAUCAGGGCAAGGGUCACAGGAGUUGAGGUCUUGGAAAGUGUCAAGAAAGCUAACAUUCAAGUUGAAUGGAAAGAUGUUCAUUUACCUACAAGUAGUUCUGUACAUGUUGGAGACCCAAAACAGCAGAUCUGUGGCCAGGAAACAGUAAGUUUUUCAUCUCCACCCAGUAAGUCAGAGAGAUGUAAAGAUGAGGAAUUGUUCACACAGAUUUCCCCAGGUUUCAUGCACAGUAUUCUCGACAGCGCCAAGGUGGUGGAAGAAAAUUCAGAUCAAGGUGGUAACAAAGCAACUCCAUCUUCUUCCAAACAGCAGAAUUGUUAUUCACUACUUAAGACAUUUCCAAAUGUUGACAACCUCAGCACUGGAAACUGCAAAGUGUCUUCAGGUAUGUCAGAACAGUUUCCCUGUGAUAGCAUCCAAAGCUCCUCAGAAUCCAGUACGCCCAAGGCUUGCCGAGUCCGUAGAAAUAAAUCCAGACACUUCCUGUAUCCAUCUGCUCAACAGAUCAACUCCUCCUGUCCAAAGAACGUCUUCAAUUUCAAAACUGGAAAUCAUGAUGGAUCUCCAGUGGUUUUUGUACCAAAGACUCAGGCUAGUGACUCGGUUGUACCUCUCACAGUAUGCACUCCAACAUCUCAAACUGAUGUAACCGAGAAAAACUUACCAGGUAAAAUGUCUGGGGCUACCCAUUCUGAAGCUCUUCGUGGAAAGACUGCCAAAGUCCAGCUGUUUACAACAGACACAGCUGCUCCAACCAGGAAGGGAAGGAAACAAGUCAGCUCUGCAGAUUUCAAGAGCUUCUCAGAGCUGCUAAAAGACUGUGAUUUAGAUUCUUGUUUUGAAGACCCCAAAGAUUUCCCAACUGAGGCCUGUUCAAACAUGACAGAAAGUCCAAUGCCUCUAGAAAAAGUCGAUAUACCCAAGGAAGACAAUUUACAAGAUCCUGAAUCUGUCAUUCUUAGACAAUCAGAAAAGCAAGCCAGUGAUGGCAAAACAGCGACCUCCUCCCAUGUUAAAUUCACAACAAACUCACAAACAAAUGGAACCAGUGAAAAGGUUGAUCAUGUGUCUAGCACAAAUGAAAAUCAAAGUGGCAAGGAUACCAAGGAUCUUCCAUUUGGCUUGGUUCUAGACAGAAAUGGAGCUUCGAUGGGGUUUAAAACAGCCAGUGGGAAAGGAUUCAGAUUGAGCAGCACUAGUCUAGAGAAAGCCAAGUUCUUAGUUUCUGAAUGUAUAGACGAAGAAAUGGCCUCUUCUGCAGGCGCCGGUUCUGAUGAAACCAUCAAAACGGAAGGAGAAGGUAGCGUACUGAAUGGAAAGAAUUCCUUCAUCAAAGAUUAUACGAGUAAGUCCUUUAAUGGCUUUACAACAGCUGGCGGAAAAGAUGUGAAAGUGUCAGAAGAAAGCAUGAUCAAAGCUCAGUCCUUUUGUGAAGAAUGUGAAACAGAAGAUGCAAAGAAGGAAAUGAGAAAGAGGCAAUCUGCUGAACAACACAGACACGUUGAUCAAAGAAAAGUGUCUCAGCCUUUGGUGACAAAACCUGAGGGCUCAAAAAUUACCACAGAUUAUUUGUCAGACAGCAACAGGGAAAUCCUUUGUGGUGGAUUUAGAACAGCAGGUGGUAAGGAUCUUCAGAUUAGCAAAGAAAGCCUUGAAAAGGCAAAGACACUAGUUGAGGAAGAUUUGGGUAAAAGUGUUGGUAUUGUAAAAUCUUUGAAAGACUGUAAAAUCUUGAGUGACACUAGAGCUAAGAAUGGUGCUCUUUCAGGUUUUCAAACAGCAGGUGGCAAAGAUGUUCAAAUAAGCGAAGAAAGCCUGGAGAUGGCAAAAUCCCUUGUUGAGAAUACAGACGAAAUAUAUCUUGACAAAAACUUAAUUUCCAAAAAUUCAAAGUUUGGAAUAGCAGAAGAGAACUGUGAAAAGGAAAAUGUACUGGUUUUGAACAGAACUAAUGGGUUCACUACAGCUGGAGGGAAUGAUGUUAGGAUUACAGAAGAAAGCGUUGCGAAAGCCAAGGCACUUCUGGAGGACAACGAAGUAAGCAGAAAUAAUGAGACUUAUAAAAGUGAAAUAAGGUUGGAUUAUCACCAGAAUACUCACGAAUCCUUGGUAAAUUUGUUACAAGGUGAUAGUGCGGGACAGGCAGGCAAUACUAUUAAGUCGUUCAAUGCAGCGGAUGCAGUUCCUCCUCUUGGAUUCACUACUGCAGCAGGGAAAGGUGUCAAAAUAAGUAAAGUGAGCUUAGACAAAGCAAGAGCUCUUGUUGAGGACAGUGGUGAUGCUGGUGGCCAAACAGUAGAACAAAGCAAGAAGGUGUUUGAAAGCAGUGAAGCUCAAAGUUUCCCUAGUCUGAAAGGUUUAGAAAGUAUGAAUGAUGAUAGAAAUUUAGGCUUUAUGCAUUCCCAGACUGUAGGUAGUCCAAAUUUAUCAGUGGUCAAUAAUCACAAGAGGCAAUCAAUUGCUACAGGAUCACCCAAUAUUAAGCCAAAAGUUCCAAAGGGCUAUCGACCUUUUAAACCACCCCGACCAACACCAAAGAGGGAAACUGUGAAUUCAAGUUUAAAAACUGAAUCAUCAUGUGAUAAAGUAAAUGAAUAUGAGACAGCUGGCCCAUACAACAGAAGUUUCGAUGACAGUAUAGCCGAUGAGGAUUUGUGUGCUCAUUUAUCAACAUUUGAUGAUGGAACUGAUGUAAUGAAGUCCAAGCAAAUCCGUGUCAUCUCUGAUAGUAGGAAUGUCCAACUCCUAGACAAAGAUUUUACAAGCAUGAACAACUUUGCUAAUCAUGAUUGUUUAGAUGCAGUUUUUGCAGAAGACAUGGUAGAAGAAAUGCAUGAUGGAUUUCCACCACUACAAAAAAACGAUAAAGGGAUCACCAUAUCUAGUAAAGCUCAGAGACAGUCCAAGAAGACUUGUCCAGUUCCAGGGGACCAGGUCACUCCUUGUAAAGAGUUUGAAACUGUUGAUUCUGAAAUGGAUGAUACACUUCUGGAAGCCAUGAUGGUUGACAUGACAACCACAGUUAGCAUGGUGACGAGUCCUGGAAACUCCUGGAGUCCUGUAGGUGAUAGAUCUUUGAAAGGGUCAAGACCCUUGUCGUUUAGUGACGAUGAAGCAUUCCAGUUGGAUUUAGAAAGACUGCCAAAGGAAAUGAAGAUGACAAUCUCAUCUUCAAAAAGUUAUUGUACCCAAAGCGCCGGUAAAGGUGAAGGGAAUCUUUUCGAUGGUGGUCAUGGAUCACCGACCAAGAGGGAUAACAAUACUAGUACAGAAAGAUUGGAAAAUGUGUCUGAUCAGAACAGUUCCUCUGUGACUGCUAAUGCAGAAAGUACCAAACCUGAGACAAAGGGGACUUGUUCCAGUAACAGUAAAACAGUGACUGCUGGAGAAUGUUUAUUUAAGACUGGUACAGGAAAAACAGUUACCAUAUCAGAGAAGGCAUUGAAGCAGGUGGAGGGUAUUAUAGAAAGUAAUGAUCUAAAUACAGCACCUGAGGAAUCAAGUGUGCAUCAGGUCUGUGAGUUGGAGAGUGUACCACUUAUUCAUGGCGCAGGCGCGAUUCCAAACAGUUUGUUCCAGACUGCUUCAGGGAAGACUGUGUCAGUAUCUGAUAAGGCACUACAUUUGGCAAGGAUGUCAUGGAAUGAGGGCUUGGUAAAUGAUGAAACCAUGGGAUGUAACAGGACUAAAGAUGUUGCCAAACUCCAUGCAAAUCAUGAUUUCAGUAGUCUAUUCCAUACAGCUUCUCAGAAGACUGUUGGUAUCUCCGAAAAGGCUCUGCGAGAAGCCAGAACAAAUGUAGACGCUUUAGAGUGCAAAUUACCAGGUGGCAGUAUGUUUCAAACUGCUUCUGGGAAAGGUGUUGAAAUAUCUGAAAAAUCAUUGGAGGCCGCUAGGGCUCAUCUGUCUAACACUGAAAAGGGUAUAACUGAAAAGUUUGACAACAUUGCAUCAGGGGAUCAGCUGAAGAGUCUGAAAGGUAUAAAUCAUUCUGGUGAAAUCCAAGGCACUAGCUUGUUCCAAACAGCAUCUGGACAAAAUGUUACAAUUUCUGAGACGGCAUUUUUGCAAGCAAAAUCCCAUCUUUGUGGAAUAGAAAAUAACCACGUAGAAAAAGUACAUGGUACAAACAGAGAUGCAUGUAGUGAACUUCAGGGCAGUGACUUGUUCCAAACAGCAUCAGGCAAGAAUAUUAGUAUUUCUGAGAAAGCAUUGUUUGAAGUAAAAGCACAUCUGUCUGAAGGGGUAGAUAGAAUGGAAAACAUAACAGUAGCCAAAUCAUUAUUACCUUCAAGGUUUUGUACAAACAGAAUUGCAUCAAAGGAAGUUCUAGGUAGUAGCUUGUUUCAAACAGCAUCAGGCCAAAAGAUCAGCAUUUCAGAGAAAGCAUGGUUGGAAGCAAGAGCUCAUCUCUCCGAGAGUGAAGGUGAUAUAAAUACAUGUACAGUAUUGUCAACUACAUCACAAAAAAUGUUUUCCAACUUUGAGAAGGCUCAGUCACCGAACCAAGGUGGUAGUUUGUUUCAGACGGCUUCAGGAAAAGAUGUCAACAUUUCAGAGAAAGUCUUAUUGGAAGCCAAAGCACAUCUGUCUGAUAGUGCAGAUGACACUAACAAAGCACUGGAAAACCAGACACCAGACACUUUGGAAUCCACUGAAGCACAAAGUUUCAGUUUUUUCCAGAAAGCUUCAGAAAAAUGCGUCUGUGUUUCUGGAAAAGCUCUACAAGAGACAAAGUGUCACCUGUCUGAAUGUGACAGCAUCAUUGAAGGUCAAGCAGCUAAGUCUAUGGCGGCACACUCAACUGCCAAUACCAACAAGGAUCAGUUUGGUCUAGUACAGAACAGUGGCUUGUUUCAGACUGCUUCUGGAAAUUCUGUGUUAGUGUCUGUGAAAGCUCUGAAGGAAGCGAAAUAUCAGCUUGACCAUAAUGAGACAUAUGUUCAAAAUGUAAAGCUUUUCAACCAAUUGAAGAAUGCGCAAAUUAAAAAGCAAACAGGAGGCUGUAUUUUUCAGACCUGUUCUGGCAAACCUGUCAGUGUAUCAAAGCAGGCUUUAAUUGACGCCAGAAAGUCGAUAGAAAGUGACAAACAUGAGCAGAAAGCUACACCUGCAAUUACAGCUGCAACCGAGAGCUUACCUGCUGAUUUGUUAGUAGAUAGAGCCGUGAACUCAAAUGGUACUCGUCACUCAAAACCAUCUGUGGUUUUCAAAGCAAAGCGUGCUGGGGUCCUAUAUAGGCCACCAUCCUCUAAAGUCAUGUCAGCAUCAGAGUUUCAAGCAUCAGUUCCCACAAGCAUAAACACCAGCAUUUCCAGUGCAGGGUUGUCAGAGAACUGUGAUAUUCAGAGGCAAUUCGGCAAUGAUGUCAACAUUGUCACCAGAAAAGCUGGGAACUCCAUAUACAGGUGCAAUCCCAAAUUCUCUACCCCAGAAGCCUCUUUUAGAGACAACCCCUACCGCAAGGGCCAUGAGUUUCACCCUCGCCACUGUUCAGAACAGGAUUUAAGGCCUGCAGACAAUUUCACAGGUAUAACAAGUGGUACCGACAGGACACCUUUGUCCCCUACACAGACUGUAUCUUCCUUCAAGACCCCUUAUAAAGCAGCCAAAACACCUGAGAACUGCCGUACAGAUCUGAACUCUGUGAAAACCGGCGAUACAAUCUCUGGAUUCAGUCCCUUCAUCAGUGGAGCUGAAAGGGCCUGUGUUACCUGCGAGUCUCCUCAGCUAACCUCUACAAGGGCAGAUUUCAUGGCAGCUUCACCCAAACAUUUCCCAAGUUGUUCUGGAGACAAUUUGACUGAAAAUAACAGUGUUAAAACUGAAUUGUUGCAGAGUUGUGUAAGUGCAAAGCUGAACAGUGGUGAUGGCAGCCAUGAUCUUGCAGUCUCAAGAUGUGAGCUACCUGAAGAUGCCAUUGCCUGUCUGCAAAUGGCCAGACUCCAACAGGACAGGAUAAUUUCUUGGAAGAAACGAACAACUGUUCGACCAUGUGCUGGAAAACUGAUGACCUUGAAGAAGAACAUACCCUCACAGCAGAGGCUGAAGUUAUCGGAUGUUAUGGGAAGCAGAGCAGUGCAGAUGGCUGCUAGAUCAAGGAAAGUGCAGAUUAUCCCUUCAUCAGUGUUCUCUGUAAGCUCUAAUACAGCGGAAGACUUUAGUUUUGACCUUGCUGCUCACUUUGGUUCAGAGCUAUUGAAACAGGGCAGUGGUAUGAUACUGGGUGAUGGCAUAAAGCUUCUCCCAACGGAUGAUGGCUUGGCAGGCAAAGCAGAGUUUUACAGGGCAUUUAUAACCCAUGAGAAUGUAGACCCCAAGCUGAUCUCAGAGGACUGGCUGUACAAUCAUUAUCGCUGGAUUGUCUGGAAACUGGCAGCUUAUGAAGUCUACUGUCCUCAUCUGUGGGCAGGGAGAUGUUUGACUCCAGACAUGGUGAUGUUACAGCUGAAGUACAGGUAUGACAGGGAAAUUGACAACUGUCAGAGGCCAGCAUUAAGGAAAAUCCUGGAGCAUGAUGAUACACCUGGUAAACGCAUGGUGCUGUGUAUUAGUGAUGUCAUUUUCUGUGGGGGAAGGGACAGCUCAGCCACCCAGGGGACUGAUACACCUGGUAAACCUGGUAAACUCUCCCAGGUGGAGUUAGAAUUGACAGAUGGCUGGUACUGCAUCCGAGCUGUGGUUGACACACCUUUGCAAGAACUAAUUAAAACAGGUAGACUGGAGCGUGGGGAUAAGCUCUGUGUGUGUGGUACAGAACUGACAGGUAGUGAGGAGCCAGCCAACCCGCUUCAGGCUCCAUCUACUGCCAGACUGAAACUGUGUGCUAACUCCACGAGGAAGGCCCGCUGGGACAGUAAGCUUGGGUACCAGCCAGAUCCCCGCCCCUUCUCCCUGGCCCUGUCCGGUCUGUUAGCGGAAGGGGGCACUGUCCCUGCAGUAGAUGUGGUGGUUGCAAGGGUCUACCCAAAGAUGUUUUUUGAAAAGCUAUCUGAUGGAAGGUCUGUGUUCCGAAAUGUCAGAGCGGAGCAGAAGGCUGACACAGCUUACAGGAGGAAGGCUGAGAUGGUCAUGGAACAGCUGUACAACAAGCUACAGCAGGAACUGGAGCUCCAGGAAGAGAACAAUGAUAAGCCAAGGCGAGGUAAACAGAAGAAGCAACUGAAGGUGUCUGAAAUAGAGUCCUUAUGUACAGGUCAAGAGAUAUAUGAGGUUAUCAGUAGUUCUCUGGAACCCCAUACUAUAGAGAGUAAAUACAAAUUUGUGGUUUUUCAGAUGGCCCUGAGCAAACACCAGGUGGCACUGCUUCAGAAACACCGCCAGGAACUGAUGGACCAAAAACGACAGCAGCUUCAGGCUGAUUUCCAGAAGGCUCUGAAAGAAAAACAGGAGAGUCAACCUGUGAGAAGUGUGGUACCUCUCCUCAAGGUCAGAGUUGCUGGCUGUCAUCUGCUGGAUGUGGAUGCUAAGCUCACCUGCUUGCUUACAAUAUGGAGACCGUCUGAAGAUGUACAGAAUCUGUUGAUGGAAGGGAAGAGACUUCGGAUCUAUAACCUCACAGUCGGUGCUGCCAGGUCGCGCUUGAGGAGCAGUACUGUACAGCUGACAGGCACUCGCUCUACUCGCUAUCAGGAGAUGACGGUAGAGGAGAACUUCUUGGACCAGGUGUAUGAGCCAAGAGAGGUACAGCUGGUUCAAGACCUCCUGUCACAGACACCAGCCUAUGGAGAGUUGGAUUUUGUGGGUGUGGUACUGAAAAUUGAAACUUCAGAUCUGCCAUCGGACAGGUACAUAGGUUGUCAGAAUGUUUAUGUGGUGGAUCCCCAGGGUGGCCUGGCUGUUAUCAGGGUCUGGGGUGGUUUACAGUCUCUUGAUCUGGAGGAUGUGCUAGUAUCAGGGAAGUGUUUUGUGGGCGGUAACCUGCUGUAUCGAGGGAAGAAACUGAAACAACUAGUCACCUUUGACCUCUCGACAGAGAUUACCUUCUUUACACAGAGUCCAAGCAACAGACUUUUUCAGAGCAGGCUUAGUCUGGCUCAGACUAAAGCCAAGGACGAAGUCUUUAUUAAACAAGCCCGUGAAUCCCUGGACAGUAUUUUAGGAAUGUUCCAACCAAGAAGCACUGAGAUAUGUAACGAGUCUCUGACGGUUGCCAGUCCUGUUACCCCAAGAACCAAUGUGAUGAACAGAACCAGUUACCUCUCCACCCCUCAGACACUCGAGUCCUCCAGCACAGACCCCAGGAAAUCCAUGCUCCAGUCCAAAAGUGCUAAACUGGCCCGUUAUGGCGAUGCCCCACCUCUGUCACCACUCAACACACCCAUACCAAAGACAGUGAGGAAAGCCUUCCAUCCCCCAAGAAGACAGUCAACACCACAAUAGGACACUGACACCAGAUUGAGAAACUCUUCUGUCUCUGCCACCCAUUCCACAGGUCACCGAGAAAACAGUCUGCACCACAAUAGGACAUUGACACUAGAAACACUUCUGUCCCUGCCACAGUACCCGAAGAAAACACUCUACACUACAGUAAGACAGUGACACCAGAAACCUCUGUCCCAACCACCCAUUCCACAGAGCCCUGAGGAGACAGUCUGCAGUCUGCACCACAAUAGGACAGUGACACCAGAAGCUCUUUUGUCCCUGCCACACAUUCCACAGUACCCCGUGAACAUAGUCUACACCUUAAAAGGACUGUGACACCAGAAACUCGCCUGUCCUUACCCACCAUUCCACAGUACCCCGUGAACACAGUCUACACCUUAAUGGGACUUUGACACCAAACACUCGUCUGUCGCAGCCACCCAUUCUACAGUACCCCGUGAACACAGUCUACACCUUAAAAGGACUGUGACACCAGAAA